AUGUGUAAUUCUGAUUUUGGUGCGCUAAAUAUUGAGAGAGUCACGCAGGCACAUUUUAACGAAGUGAAAAGAUUUAUGACUAUCGAUUUUUUGCAUAAUGAACCAUUAAGCAAGUCAAUAAAUUUAAGUGUUGAAGAAUCAGAUGGGUUGUUUGAUGAUAUCAUCCAAGCCGGUAUUGCAUCUUCAUUAUCAUACUUACUUCGAACGCCUGAUGGGAAUAUCGCUGCUCUCAGGCUAGUAUCAAUAUUGGAUCAAGCAGAAGAAAAAUGCACAUCUGAAGUUUGCAUUUAUAACUUCAUUAGUUUGAUUCAGGCUUAA
Thelazia callipaeda (thelaziosis nematode) is the source of this 318-nucleotide messenger RNA. NCBI's taxonomy places the organism in Eukaryota, Metazoa, Nematoda, Chromadorea, Rhabditida, Thelaziidae. The record is from the annotation of a GenBank genome assembly.